This is a messenger RNA of Linum tenue, 1560 nucleotides long. The record is from the annotation of a GenBank genome assembly. NCBI's taxonomy places the organism in Eukaryota, Viridiplantae, Streptophyta, Magnoliopsida, Malpighiales, Linaceae.
AUGUCAACAAUGCCGACGACGAUGAUAGUAGCCUCCUCGGCCGUCCUCUGCCUUGCCAUCGUGUACCGACUGUGGCGAGAAGUGGUGAGGGACCUCGCCGUCCUACUCUGGAAAGCCUCCGACGACCUCCAAAACCUGUGCAACGAAGUCAUGAAGAAGCACGGCGGGACCUACGUGUUCAAGGGCCCCAAAUUCUGCAACUUCGACUUCGUCACCACGUGCGACCACAGGAACGCCCGCCACAUCUUCAGCACCAACUUCCGCAACUACGAGCGAGGCCAGGACUUCAACUACAUGUUCGAGGUCCUCGGGGACGGCAUCUUCAACGUCGACGGGGAGCUUUGGAAGUACCAGAGGCAGCUCCUGCAGUCCCUCAUCGGCAGCAACAACGAGGAGUUCGAGCGCCACAUGAUGGAGACGCUGCGUGACAAGACCGAGACGGCUUUGUUCCCUGCCCUGGACGACGCUGCGUCGUCGUCCAGGCUGCAGGGACGAAGCGAGGUUGUUGACGUGCAGGACGUGGGGAAGAGGUUCUUGUUCGACGCCAUUUGUUUGUUGGUGUUAGGGUUUGAUCCAGAGGAAAUGAGCUCGUCGGCGUCGUGGGCAGUGAAAGCAUGCGACGAGAUCACGGAGGCAGUGGCCUUCCGGCACAUUGUGCCAGUGUGGAUGUUGAGGUUACAAAAUUGGUUUCAAGUAGGGACGGAGAAGAGGAUGAGAAGAAGCUGGAGAGCCAUGGAUCGGUUCCUGUACCGGUGCGUCAAGACAAGGAAGCAAGAACUAGCCUUAGCAAACAACGACAAGAGCAAAGGAAAAGAUUAUCACCAACCACGACCGAGAUUCGAUCUAUUGACUCAAUGCUUGAUGGUUGAAGAAGAUGGAGAAGGAGAAGGAGAAGCAGUAGUAGAGAAGCAAUCAGACAAGUUCCUGAGAGACACUGCACUCACACUGAUACUAGCCGGAAAGGAAACCAUAUCUUCUGGUCUCGUCUGGUUGCUCUGGCUGGUCGCCACCCACCCUCACGUCGAGAGAGCGAUUCUGGAUGAAAUCGAACAAUUUGUGGCGGUGAAUGGAAAAGCGGCCUUUUGGAGCAAGGGUGAGUUGACCACCAACAAAAUGGUGUACCUCCAUGCAGCAAUCUGCGAGACGUUGAGGUUGUACCCACCGGUGCCAUUCCAGCACAGAUGCGCCAUGGGAGAGGAUUUGUUACCUAGCGGCCAUCGGGUUCGAAAGGGAGCGAGGAUGAUAUUCUCCAUAUGCUCCAUGGCCAGGAUGCCACAGAUAUGGGGCGAGGACUGUGCGGAGUUCAAACCGGAGAGGUGGAUCGAUCGUGGAACUGGAACCAUACUGCCAGUGCCAUCCCACAAGUUCAUGACGUUUAUGACCGGACCGAGGACUUGUUUGGGGAGGGCCAUGUCCUUCCUUCUACUCAAGUCGCUGGCUAGUGCUAUCCUGUGGAACUACAAGUUUGAGGUGGUUGAGGGCCAUCACGUGAAGCCAGCACUUUCGGUGGUUACGUCGAUGAAGCAUGGCUUGAAGAUGAGAGUUUCCAAGAGAAGAUAA